Messenger RNA from Hirundo rustica (Barn swallow), 3604 nucleotides. It is a transcript of the gene ENAH, whose product is annotated as ENAH actin regulator. The coding region runs from base 338 to 2710 and encodes 790 amino acids. Gene Ontology annotation, molecular function: SH3 domain binding; profilin binding. Gene Ontology annotation, biological process: actin polymerization-dependent cell motility; axon guidance; actin polymerization or depolymerization. The record is from RefSeq and is a predicted model, not a curated record. Lineage: Eukaryota; Metazoa; Chordata; Aves; Passeriformes; Hirundinidae. The transcript has 16 exons.
GACCUCUCUCUGCGGGGACCUCUCUCUGCGGGGACGCGGCGAGCAGCGGAGCGGAGCGGGGCGGGGGAGACAGCGCAGCGAGCGAGGCAGCGGGAGCGGCUCCCCGACCGCGGGCAGCACCAUGAGGCAGAUCUCAGUGACAACAUUUAAGAAGCUAACAAGCAAAGCAUCCUAAAAUGGGGGAAACAAAGUAUUGCACUCUGAAGCAAUAAUUACUCUGCCAAGAGGUUUGAAAUGCUAGAAGAGCUGCUCUCGAGAAGAAAAACCAGUGUGUAAUUCAUGAUGAAGACAUCGAUCAGCAUGUGAACAGAGCAUCUGCCAAGCACGAGCUGCUGUAAUGGUCUACGAUGAUGCCAACAAGAAAUGGGUACCAGCUGGUGGAUCAACCGGAUUCAGCAGAGUUCACAUAUAUCAUCACACAGGCAACAACACAUUCAGAGUAGUGGGCAGGAAGAUUCAGGAUCAUCAGGUGGUAAUAAAUUGUGCCAUUCCAAAAGGGCUGAAGUACAAUCAGGCUACACAGACCUUCCACCAGUGGCGUGACGCUAGGCAGGUUUAUGGUCUGAAUUUUGGCAGCAAAGAAGAUGCCAAUGUCUUCGCAAGUGCCAUGAUGCAUGCCUUAGAAGUAUUAAAUUCCCAGGAAGCUGGUCCUACAUUGCCUCGACAGAAUUCACAGCUUCCCUCUCAAGUACAAAAUGGUCCAUCACAAGAAGAAAUGGAAAUCCAGAGAAGACAGUUGCAAGAGCAACAGAGGCAGAAGGAGCUGGAACGGGAGAGGCUGGAUCGUGAACGAAUGGAACGGGAGAGGCUGGAGAGAGAGAGGCUAGAAAGGGAAAGACUGGAAAGAGAGCGCCUAGAGCAGGAGCAACUGGAGAGAGAACGGCAAGAAAGGGAACGGCAAGAGCGCCUAGAAAGGGAGAGACAAGAGAAGGAGAGGCAGGACCGGGAGAGACUUGAACGACUUGAACGGGAGAGGCAAGAAAGAGAACGGCAAGAACAGUUGGAAAGGGAACAGUUGGAAUGGGAAAGAGAGAGAAGAAUUUCAAAUGCUGCUCCAUCUUUCGACAACUCCCCGUAUAGCACUCCACUUCCCGACUACUCCAGUUGCCAGCCUCCUUCAGCACCUCCUCCAUCAUAUGCAAAAGCAGUCUCAGCGCCGAUGGCAGAGGCCACGCCGGAGUACGCUGUAGUGACUUCUGCGCCGCCGACUUGCGCUCCCCCCACACCGCCUCUAAGGCACUCUGCAUCGCGUUUUGCUACAUCCUUAGGCUCAGCUUUCCACCCCGUUCUCCCCCAUUACGCCACGGUUCCUCGUCCGCUGAACAAAAGUUCUCGGCCCCCUUCUCCCGUCAGCGCGGCGGCGACUCUGCCUCCCAGCGCAAAGCCCGUGGCCUGGUCCGCGCCCGCUUUCGGCCCCCUGCCCCCGUCUCCUCCGGUCAUGAUAAGCAGCCCACCGGGCAAAGCUGCCGGCCCGAGACCCGUCCUCCCGGUGCCGCCUUCCAAUCCGGCGGCCCCGGCGUCCACGUCUCCCACGGCUCCUAACGGGCUUCCUGAAAACCUGGCUUAUCCGGUUCCUUCGCCUUCUACCUCAGGUCCAACGCCGCCUCCGCCACCUCCUCCCCCCCCGCUGCCUUCCUUUCCGCCUCUGUCGCUCUCUGGACCUCAAGCUUCUCCUUCUCCCAACUCCCCGAAUGCCUCGACUCCCUCAUCCAAGCCUAGUGUUCUCCCUUCUCCCUCUGCAGCUACCCCUGCCUCUGUUGAGAACUCUCUAAACUCUGUGCUGGGAGACUCCUCUGCUUCUGAGCCAGUCUUGCAGGCAGCCUCUCAGCCGGUUGAAGCUCCGAGCCAGCAGGGUGCUGUCCAAGGACCGCCUGCACCUCCUCCUCCACCUCCCCUGCCCCCUGGCCCAGCUCAGUCUUCAGUAGCAGCCCCACCUCCUCCUGGCCCUCCACCCCCUCCUCCACUCCCACCUUCGGGGCCGCCGCCGCCGCCACCGCCGCCUCCUCCACUGCCCAGCCAAGUUCCUCCCGUUCCCCUGCCACCUCCUGCUCCCCCCCUCCCAGCCUCUGGAUUUUCGGCGGGAUUCGUGUCCGAGGAUAAUCGCCCUUUAACUGGACUGGCAGCUGCGCUUGCUGGAGCCAAACUUAGGAAAGUCUCACGGGGCGAAGACUCCUCCAGUUCAAGUGGAGGAGGAGGAGGAGGCUCUGCUUCAUCCAAAGCAGACAGUGGCCGUGGAAAUGGACCUCUUCCCUUGGGAGGCAGCGGGUUGAUGGAAGAAAUGAGCGCCCUGCUGGCCAGGAGGAGAAGAAUUGCUGAAAAGGGAUCAACAGAACCAGAGCAGAAAGAAGAUAAAGCUGAAGAAUCAGAGUCUUCAUCUUCUAAGGUUUCUUCAACAAGCACACCCGAACUAACAAGAAAACCAUGGGAAAGGACAAAUACAGUGAAUGGAAGCAAGUCACCUGUUAUUUCCAGACGGGAAUCUCCGUGGAAAAAUCUGCUUGCUUCUGAAAACAGGUUCUAUGAUUCAUUAAACAGACCAAAAUCUACACCAACGGGACAGCCCAGUGCCAAUGGAGUACAGUCAGAAGGUCUAGAUUAUGACAGAUUGAAGCAGGACAUUUUAGAUGAAAUGAGGAAGGAGUUAACGAAAUUAAAGGAAGAACUCAUUGAUGCUAUCAGACAGGAACUCAGCAAGUCCAAUACUGCAUAGAAGGACUCAUACUAAGCCGAUGUGACUCUUUAACUUGAUAUAAAACUGACUACGUUUUGUGAGCUGUUAGAAGAAAACGGAGACAGACAGACAGACACUUGGAAGGAGGGAGAAACAACCUAUUCUGAAAAGCUUCAGACACAUCACUCUGGUGAUAAUGCUAUUCCCCUCCUAGUUUGCAGCUUUUUUCUGACCUUUACAGCAGGGUGGAAAAGACUCUUAAAGUUACUGUAAUGAUUAUGCAGAAAUUCCUACAUCUAUCAGACAAGAUCACAGUGCUUUGAAGUCAACUCAUGUCAAGGUAAAAUUGCACAUGUUUCAGAAUUUGCUGUUAAGACAAAAAAACAGGGAAAAGCUUGGGAAGGCUUUUCAGAGAGGUUUUCUUUGUUAAUGAAGGAGUUAGCAAGUUAUACUGUUGUACUUCAAAUGUAUCUCAGGUUUGUCUUCCUAUCAUAUCUGAUAUUUCCAUGAGUAAUUUAAGAGAUCAGAUGUGUAGAGGUUCAGUUCACAAGGAAAAAUUAGACACGUGUGCUUUUAAAGGCCAAUAUUUGUAAGUAAGGAUGACGUAGACGGUGAUGACAUAUCAAGAUUUUGGAAUUUUAUGAUAGGAAGCCUCUCUAGUUAGCCUUCAUGCAAUUUUCUAGGAAAAUGAAAAAAAAAAAAAAAAGCAAAUACAGUCCAGAGUUUAAAGAUGUAGAUGCCUUCCUACAUUGUUACGAUGCUUUACCAAAUCUAAGACUUCGACAUAAAGCGAAUCAGCAGUCAAAUGUAAAUCAUUAGUAUGUUGUAGAUUUACAGUAGAUUUUGGGGCUUUUUUUAGAUUUAUGCAUGUGGACAUUUUGUAAUGUAACACAACACAGCCAGCUUUUUAAUUAAAAGAAAAAUUGCAUGUCA